GCCACAGAAAAAGGAGCAACAUUUUUUUCUGAAAUUCUUUUUUUGUGAUACUUUCAUUACAAAGAACAUUUUACAAAGAAGAAAGACAACAAUUUAAAGUCUUUUGGACAACAUGAAGCUCACGGUCUAUUGCUGGUCCCGGUUUGGAACCCUGCUGAUCCCACUGAUGUGUUUGAUAUUAAGAUCACAAGCCGGAGUGGUGGAUGACUUCUCCCAAAUAGAUCGCUGUAAGGAUUUUCUUUAUAUGGGCACUCCACCUCGAGGUUACUUCAGUACUUCCCUAAAGAAGAUCUGCCAGCGCUAUGUGGACAAGCCUCGCUUUGUUACCCUCUACGACCCCAAAAAACACAUCCCCAUCUAUUCAGCAUACACCUUCAAGAAAUCAGAUGGGGAGAAACGGGUAGACAUUCCCUGGAUGUUUGAACCACAGCUGGCAACUGAGAAAGGAAGCAGUAACAUGGAACCCUUUCCUCAGUCUUCCUUAAUGCACAAAAACUUUGAAGACACGCAGGCCGUGUUAGAAGACUACGCUGAUGUAGUGCAAUAUGAACGUGGCCAGAUGAACCCCGAUGAGCAUCAGGCAGACCCGCUGGACAAAGCUGCCACCUACACACUGACCAAUGUAGUUCCCCUGAUAAGGGAGUUCAAUUUUGGUCCCUGGAGCACACAGGUAGAGGCUACCCGCAAACGGCUCAACAAUUAUUGUCACGGAAAGGCUUAUGUGAUCACUGGGGUGACAACAUCAGGUAAUAUGAUUCGACGUGAUAACCUAGAUCGUGUCGCCAUCCCAGAGUUCAUGUGGACAGCCUAUUGCUGCACAGAUUACGAUCACAAUGCUCCCUACUCAGAGCGGUAUAAGUUUCCAGCGUUCGGCGCCUAUGGUCUUAAUGAUCGUGUGAACAACCACAUGGUGGAGAUUCCUAUCAAAAAUCUGGAGAAGUUUCUCAAGGGCAAAAUGGAGGUGGACAAGAACUUCCAGAUCUUUUACAGUGACUGUGUGUCAGAUGCGUAA
This is a messenger RNA of Onychostoma macrolepis, 1012 nucleotides long. RefSeq names its product endonuclease domain-containing 1 protein. The coding region runs from base 113 to 1012 and encodes 299 amino acids. The transcript has 2 exons. Lineage: Eukaryota; Metazoa; Chordata; Actinopteri; Cypriniformes; Cyprinidae. The record is from RefSeq and is a predicted model, not a curated record. Gene Ontology annotation, molecular function: metal ion binding; hydrolase activity; nucleic acid binding.